This is a messenger RNA of Zerene cesonia (dogface butterfly), 3709 nucleotides long. RefSeq lists its product as uncharacterized. The record is from RefSeq and is a predicted model, not a curated record. The coding region runs from base 85 to 1962 and encodes 625 amino acids. Gene Ontology annotation, biological process: double-strand break repair. Gene Ontology annotation, molecular function: ubiquitin-protein transferase activity; metal ion binding; nucleosome binding. NCBI's taxonomy places the organism in Eukaryota, Metazoa, Arthropoda, Insecta, Lepidoptera, Pieridae. Gene Ontology annotation, cellular component: nucleus; site of double-strand break. The transcript has 7 exons.
CAAAGUAAAAAAUUACAAUCGGUAAAUUGAACUCUAUACACGCACAGCCGUGAGCCAUUAUGAAAAAGAAAAACAACGUCAAAAAUGGCGGCCAAGUCAAAGAAGCGGUUGUGUAGGAAUGAAAAUAAAUUAUUAAUAUUGGAAAAAUUGGAAAUUAGGGAUGUAAUAUGUUCGAUUUGUCAGUCAAUUCUUAUUGAACCUGUAACAUUACCAUGUUACCACGACUUUUGCCAACGUUGUUUUAAUGGUAGCAUCGAAAAUAAUGCUUUGUGUUGUCCACUUUGUCGUUUACGAAUUGGUUCCUGGGUCCGAACAGCUACAAAACAAAAAAAUUUGGUGAAUAUAAAAUUGUGGAAUUUUAUUCAAAACAAAUUCUCCCAAGAAGUCGACAAAAAAGUUAAAGGAGAAGAUAUCCAAGGCCUGUCACCAGAAAUAAAAUUACCUCGCUUGAGCAAGCCUGGAGAAAUAAGAUCUGAGUAUGAAGCAGAACUACAACGUUUGCGUGCCGAGAGGUUAAAACUUGAACAGAAACAAAUACAAGAGACAGUAGUAUUAAUAAAGAAACUUAAAGAGGAAGAGGAAGAAGCUCACAAAAAGUAUUUAGAGAGCCUAAAACAAGAUGAAAUGCUAGCAAAAAAAUUACAUGAAGAGCACCAACAGAAAUGUCAACAGAUAAAUGUAACACAACCUAAAACAAUAAAAAAGAAAAUUUCUAAAGCUUCAAGUAAUAGAUCCCGACUGAAAUCUUUGACAAUUGAUAGUUAUUUAUCUAAACUUAGGACUCCUGUAAAAAAUUCAUUACUAACGGAUGAUACAAGUACUGAUGAAUCAGUAUUAAAAGCACCUUCAUCAAAAUCAGCUACCAAGUCUUCACCUGAAGUUCACAAAUCCUCAAAUGAUUGUUCAGACAAGAGACCCAAACAUGUUUGGAAUAAAGAAAAUGGAAAAAGUUGCACUACAAAGAAAGAUGACCAUACAGAUAAAGAAAAAUGUAAUGAAAACCAUCCAGUCAAAACUAAAAAUGGCUUGCAGUCCCUACUUGUAUCACUACCCCUACCUGCUACAGGAAUACUCCAGCACAAGUCCAAUAUUGUAGACAAAAGGAAUUUAGAAACUGGUAGUGUUGACUCCAUGCAGCAAGAAUUGUGCUAUUUUAAACCCAUUGAAGGCACAACACCAACUAGCUUCGUGAACAAUAGAGGCCUGCCAUUACGCGUUCCCACUGUACGAGUAGAUAAACAUACAAAAAUACCUACAAAACAAAGUCCACCGAGCAGAGCUCAGUAUAUCGAGAGUCUUUGUCACCUGAGACAAUUUUCAUUGAAAAAUAAAUUACCUUCUGCAUUUGUAAUAGCUCUCAGUAUAUUGCAGGCAAAAAAGGUUUCAGAGAAAAAUUCGUCUAAUUUGAGGUCGAAGUUAAAAAGAUCUGUACCUGUAAGUCUGACUGCAGUUCAGUCCUUGUCAUUUAAAAGAGAAAAAAAUGUUUCUACAAGAAAUAAUCAUGAUUAUAUUAACAAACUUACUGAUAAUACCGAAACAUUUCUGAGACGUACUCGGUCUAUGGGAAGUAUUUCUAAAGUUGAAUAUGAAACAACACCAAAAAAGAAUAAUAACGAACGGAAGGUAUCUUCAGAGAGAAAAACGAGACUAAGAAGUGAGAGCAAAAAGUAUUCAAAGAAAGACACUUGUAGCUCUCCGAUUCGUGCUGAAUCAAUAAAUAACAAUAAGGUAAGUCUAGCUGUAAAGAAUUUAUCUAGUUCUUUGGAGGAUUGUGAUGUUAAACAUAUUUUACAAGAGCAGCUAAGAAUCGAAAAACUAAUACAACAAGAGAAGCGAGAUUAUGAGUUAGCGUGCAAAAUGGAUGCGGAGUGGAACGGGAGACGACAGCCCCGGCGUGCAGCUACAAAACGACAAGUUACUUUAAAUUAUGCUCUCCGGCCGGCAAAGAAAGUUAAAGUUUAGUUAGUUCCUUAUAAAAAGAACCAGCAAAAUUUAAUCAAUUGAAAGUGAUAUAAAUGUCGCCGUAAUAGUGUAAAAAUUUUUUCGGAUAUAAUGAAACUCGCGAAAUUGUAAAAUGUUGAAAAAUUGGUAUUCGUAACAUUUGCUUGCAAUUAAUCGCAAUAACAUUUUUAGGCUAUUCACAAGUUUGCGUUUGAGUACAAUCUCGCGGAAGUCGAGAGAUUACAAUCUGAAAUUUUAAUCUUACAGUGUUUACAAUGUUACGGUAACAUAAAUAUUUUUAAUGUCUUAAUCGUACAUUCCAUACUUCUUCUGUCCUCUAAACGCUCUUUAAAGGAAUAAAAUAGAUACGGUAUAUUGUAUAAUAAAUAUUCAAAAUUUGUUGCUUUUAAUUAUCAAUCAAUUAAUAGAUCGGAAUUGCUAGAAAAAUAAAAAUAAAUUCAAAGGUUUAAAACCUCUUUUCACAAGGAUCUAAUUGUGCCUAUGUGGGUACCUAAAAUUUUAAUUGAAUUUGUAUUUACCCCUGUUACAUCUUGUGUAAAAACAAAAUUACACAGAAUUUUGUUUUUACAUAAGAUGUAGAAUUAUGAAUAAUCUACUAUAAUUAAACCACAGACACUAAUUAUAAUAUUAGCUGGAUAACAAAAUAGUUCCUUCUUAGAUCAAUGUUAAGUGUAUUUUUUGAUCUAGGAGUUCCUUACAUAACUACAAAACCUGUGAUGAAUUUAUUUUACGUAAUAUAGCAAUUAUAAAAAAAAAACUUUGUACUUGCUUAUUAUAUUCCACCGAUAAAAGACUUUUUGUUAACUAUGUUUUAAUAAUGUAUGUAUAUUUAUAAUGAAAAUAACCUAGGCAUUAAAUUAUCAGUCAUUACUAUAUAGGAUUGAAACAAACAAUAUUCUCACCGACUAAAGAUUAAGAACGUAUGAUAAUGUAAAGAUGUAAGUUUUACCAAUAUAACACAAUAUUGUUAUGUAUAAUGUAUCUAUCCAAUACCAACUGAAUGUGAAAGCUUUUAAAAUUUAAAAACGUCGUAUUUAUGAUCAAACAAAAUUUGUAGUUUGAAAAAGACAUACAUAGUAAUUGUAAAAUUGUAUUAAAUAUUUACUCAACGCAUUCUAAUACGUUAUUUAUAAGCGACAUAAAAAGAAUGUGUAGUAUACGAUCCUCUUUUCAAGUACAAUAUUUUAUUUAAUCUUUCAUUAGUACUUAACCAAAUAUAUUGACGUGAUAAAAAUAAUACAGGCUAAAGAUGCAAUCUUUAAAAAUAUCUAUUGAACACAUAACUUUUGUCCAUACCAUUGUUAUUAUUUUUAUAAAUAAUGGGGAAGGAUCUCAUUUCUUAGAGAUUUUGAGGUGUAAAUAUGGAGUGUAAGUUUGUAAUUGUUUAAUCACAGCUUGAAUGCUGACAUAUCUCAGCAUUAAAAUGAUCUCCAUGAAAAAAUCUGGUCAAUUAACUUUUUAAUAUGUUUUGAACAUAAUUACUUAGUUUAUGCACUGUACCUGCAUAAUGUUUUGGUACAUUGUUCCCAAGUGGAAAUGAUCGUUAGUAAGGGUGAAACUGCAAUGUAUGAAAGAUUUGUGGCCAUUAUAAUAUUUUUAUAAAUGUUCGCUGUGAUAUACCACUAGUGGUGAUAAAAAUUAGUCCCUACGUAAUAAUUAGUCUGAUCAUUUGUUUUAUAACUUCAUUAUUCGUGGCCGAACUUUAGUUGUGAUUUUCAUACUCUAAAACAUUAAUAUGUAAAUAAAC